Manihot esculenta (cassava) is the source of this 1930-nucleotide messenger RNA. RefSeq lists its product as uncharacterized. NCBI's taxonomy places the organism in Eukaryota, Viridiplantae, Streptophyta, Magnoliopsida, Malpighiales, Euphorbiaceae. The transcript is spliced from 5 exons. The record is from RefSeq and is a predicted model, not a curated record. The coding region runs from base 273 to 1529 and encodes 418 amino acids.
GUCUGUUUCAGGGUCCCAACCUGGAUUCUCAAGGCAGAGCCUCGACUGCCACAGAUCCGGAACUGGGAAAAUUCUCGAUCAAACGAUUGGGUCACGUUAAGCUAAGGAUUUUCCUUUUUGGUUACCACUCAAAAUACUGAAAUUAGCGAAAAUCUUUGGAUUUUGAGGCAGAUAGAUGGAUAAGUUUAUGGUGCUGUGAGAAAACGUUACAAGAGGAGAGAUUUUUGGUAUCAGAAGCUUUGAAUUUCUGAGCUGGGUUUCCUCCGUAGACGAUGGUUAAGCUUUGUUUGAUGGCUUCACAUGGGUAUCCUCCUGGUACUGGGCUAGUCUUUUACCAAGAGCAGACCAGGGUCUUCAAGGACUGCCAGCCCUAUUUUCCAAGUCAGGGAGCAAGAGAUGAGAUAAAAAGACCAAACUCUCUUAGUCUGGGGCUGCAUCAUCAUGGCGAAUCAUGGAGACCCAUUAGUGGAUUCUGUGAACAUACCCAAGUGGCCAAGAUUGACUCAACAGCUGGAAGGCCUGUACUCAUUGAUGUGCAAGACACUUGCUCAGACUCAAUACUCUUUAGCUUUGGGAUAGCUGAACAAUGUACCAAACAUGAGAAGAUCUUGAAGUUUUUAAUGUCUGGAUCAAGUGAAAUUGAAAAAGGUGGAUUGGAUUUAUCUUUACUCUCAGACUUGAUGGGUCUUCAGGCAUUGACAUUGGAUACGAGUCAGCAGCCCUUUGCUUCUCUCAUUUAUCCAAGUGGUACAUGUGAUGCCCCAAAGCCCUUAGUGGACUUUGUGGGGGACAUGGCCCAUAGUUCCAAAAUUACUGUUCAUCCUGAUGGCCGAGUAUUGUUUACUGGUAAUAGGUCAGAGAUGAAUGAUAUUCUCUCUAUUGUUGCUGAGUUUUACUUGACAAAGAACUCAACUGAGUGGUCAAAGCAGUCGGUGCUUGUCCCCCAUUUUAGCUGGCCUAAUACAAGUGAGGUACAGGCUAAUAUUCUUAGUUCUUCUCUGAAGGUUAAAGAUGUGACAGCUGGACCUUUGAAAAGUCCUGAGAAAGUCAAACUCAAGCCGAAGAGGAAUAGCAGGAAAAGUGGUAGAGAGAGGGAUCUCUACAAAAGGAAUUACUUCCAUGCAUGUGAGAGCCUUCUCUCUUUGAUGAUGGACAAAAAGCAGCGGGGGAAAACAGCAAUUCUCUCUCUAAAGAAAUCUGGUCCUGAACUCCCUGCACUCUUGACCAAAUUCUCUGCUGGCAUUGCUGGGACUGGCCUAGCUGUUCUUUUCUCUGUUGUCUGUAAAGUAGUUUGUGGGAGGGUUCCUUUUUGUGCAUCCAAAGUCUUCAGCACUGGAUUUGGAUUUGGGCUGGUAUGGCUUUCUUGGUCUGUCAAUAGACUGAGGGACACAAUUGCCUAUAUAAGCAAGAAUUCAAGCAAGUUGGGUCUGAAGGACGAGGAAAUGCUAAAGAAUGUGGAUAAAAACAUGAAAGACAUAUACUUCAGAGCUGCAACGUUGAUGGCGAUAGCUGUGCUGAAACUUGUAUGAGCAUGGAGUGGCUGUUAUGCAUAUGAUAUUGAAGCUGAUGGUUUGGAUAACGUGGGAGUUGAUUGCUGUAGCUGUAAAUGAUGUAGCUAGUAGUUUUAUGAAGGGAUGAGGGCUCAAGCUUAUUGCACUUGCAAGGAUGUCACGGAUUGGCAGUCUCAAGUAUUACCAGGUAGGAUAAGAGAAACAUUACCCAUGGAGUUUAAUCUUGGCUCUAGUCGGUAAAGGAUUUCUAAAGCAACCAUGUCCUUAACAUGAAUGUUGAGCUCCCAUGAGACUGAGCUGUGCCCCAUUGUCGGUUGACCUUUUUUUUUUUCCCCUAAAUAACUUGCAAGUGAACAAAUAAGUAUGAACAUGCUACACAAAUUUUGCAUGGAAUGUUGACUACGCUUUUGGAUGUUUAA